ACUGUGAAUCCCUUUAAAGUUAGUUAAUUGGAGUAUGAACUACCACAAUUGGUUAAUCUGGUUGCUGCCAGUCUUUUUAAUGCAAUUCUGGGAGACAGACUGCAAAAGUAUUAGAAAUGGUUGUGAUAGGGACAAACAUAGUCAUAGUCCGCAACGAGAAAUGAACUUCUCAAUGCAAGACGAUAACAAUAGGGACAGGCAUUAUCGAAAACCACCUGGUAUUACUCCAAGGUUUUGGGGUUGGUUCUCCAAGACCAAAUCCAAGAUUGUAAGGAAAGUCAAAAAAACAUUCAGAAGAGUUAUCAAAGCUGCACCUAAAAUUGUUCAAAGGGCUAAAAAUGUAGUCAAAAAAGCAGUUAAAGCCGCCGGUAGCACAAUCAAAAAAAUUGUUGAGGCUGCACCGAAAAUUGUUAAGGAUGCCGGAAAUGUGGUCACCAACAUAGUUAAGGACGCCAAAAAUGCAGUCAAAGAAGUGAUUAAUAUGGCACCGAAGCUUGUCAACGAUGCUGGAAAUGUAGUCAAAAAUAUAGUUAACGGCGCCAAAGAUGCAGUCGAUAAAGUUAUCCAAGAAGCACCAAAGUUUGCCAAAGAUGUGGUCACAAGCAUAGUGGAAAACACCAAAAACGCAGCCAAUAGUGUUGUCAAUGUAGUAUCUAAUAUUGCUGAAAAAGCCGGAAAAGUUGUCUCAAAUAUAGUUGGAGACGUUAAGGACGCAUUCACUAAAGUCGGUCAGGGAAUCACAAGUUUGAUCAAUAAUCCAAGUGUCCAACACGUAAUCCAAAAUUUAAUUGAAAAUCUUAGAGAUUUACCAAUAAUUGGAGGUGCUUUUGGAGAGCCUGAGCAUAUGAAGGAACUUAGGCAACUCGCUAAGGAUCAUCCUGUUGAAUUUAAGGAAGUUAUUACUGAGGAUUUUCAAGAAUAUUUACAUCUUUUUCGUGAAUAGUGGUUCAUUGUACCCACUCAUAUCAUAAAAAGGUUUCAGUUGAAUGUUACUUGCACAUAAAUAUAUUAUUCUUAAUGGCCAGAACAUAAAUAAAUAUAAAAACGAUUCUAUAAACUUUA
Messenger RNA from Drosophila innubila, 1062 nucleotides. RefSeq lists its product as uncharacterized. NCBI's taxonomy places the organism in Eukaryota, Metazoa, Arthropoda, Insecta, Diptera, Drosophilidae. The record is from RefSeq and is a predicted model, not a curated record. The transcript is spliced from 3 exons. The coding region runs from base 35 to 943 and encodes 302 amino acids.